AUGGGGUUUCGUUCAAACCCUAGAUUUCUCCUUAUACUAGUUACUGCUGCCUUUCUUCUACUACACUCCUCCUCCUCUCCCAUCGCUGCUGCUCAGGAAAGCGGGGUGGAAAAUGAGGGAAAUGAAUCAAGAUCCUUUCAAGAUCUCGGCCGCCGUGGCAUGAUUGUUACACACGGCGGUGAUUCCAAAUCUGUUGGUCUUAAAUUGGACUCAGGUCUUGGAAUUUUUGAUGCAUUCUUUGCUAGCUUCUCAAUGAUUAUGGUCAGCGAGAUUGGAGAUGAAACUUUUAUAAUAGCUGCUCUUAUGGCAAUGCGACACCCUAAAUCAACUGUUUUAUCUGGUGCACUCUCUGCCUUGAUUGUUAUGACUGUACUUUCUACUGGACUUGGUAGGAUUGUGCCAAAUUUGAUAUCAAGGAAGCAUACAAAUAGUGCAGCCACAAGUUUGGACCAUGAAAGAUCUUCUGUCUUUGUUCAGUUUGUUCCCAUUUCUUUCCCUACCUUACUUUUAAUGGUUGAGGCAGAACUGGUUGAAUUCAAAUAUGAUUAA
Dovyalis caffra is the source of this 549-nucleotide messenger RNA. Lineage: Eukaryota; Viridiplantae; Streptophyta; Magnoliopsida; Malpighiales; Salicaceae. The record is from the annotation of a GenBank genome assembly.